Molecule: messenger RNA, 2235 nt
Organism: Eutrema salsugineum
Lineage: Eukaryota; Viridiplantae; Streptophyta; Magnoliopsida; Brassicales; Brassicaceae
Exons: 6
Coding region: 397-2004 (535 amino acids)
Source: RefSeq, a predicted model, not a curated record
GUCUCUCUCUCUAUCGCAGAUAGGUGCUUUGUCUCCUUCUUCGAUAACUCCGAUCACCUAAAAAAACAAUCUUUUCUUUUGUUCAAAGCAUUUCUCUUUGAUAAAGAAACAUACAUAGCUUACUUAGCUAAUUCAAUUCCUCGCAUUUUCGAGGUAGUUUUUGCAGUUUUUUUUCCCUUUCGAUCGAGUUUCAGAUCUGAAAUUCAAUUAUUAGGGCUUUCGAUUCUGCAUUGUCAAUGACGAAUUCGCGUUUCAAUGUAAAGAUCUGAAGAAAAAGUUCCGAUUUUUUGGAUUUUGACUUGGAGAUUUCCAAUGGCUGGUUUUGAAGAUGAGAAGGUCUUGUGGCAAUGACGUAAAUUUAAGCAGAAAAGUUGUUCGCUUUGAGAUAAGAAGAAGAUGGGAUCUGGGCGGAGCAAAUCAUGUCGAGGCUCGUCGUUGCCGUCUUCGACGGCGAGAGAAGAUUCCGUCACGGCUCCACCUCCGUCGUCUUUGAGUGGUGGUGGAAGGAGGAGAAGAUCAAUGAGUAUGCUUUGUUCUCUUCACUCUUCUUGCCUUGCUUCAUCUUCUACUUCUCACGACAGUGACGAUGAUGAUGUACAGGUAUGCAAUAGAUGGAUGAGGAAGAGUAAUGGAAGUGUCUCACGAAGAAGAACAGAAUCUAGGAAUCAAGGGGAAGCAGAGGAUUGCUAUGAUAAAGAAUUAAAUGAUAAGAAGAAAUCUGAAAACGAUGAUCUUGAGCUUGAUGAUGAUUGUGGUAUUGAAGAAGAAGAAGAAGCAAGUGUAAGCACUGUACAUGUUGGAGGUUCGAUUCAAGAAUCUACCACUCCAGGUCGCGUUUUCUCGCAUUUCAAAUUCAUUCCUGGUAACAUAAGCUCUAGACUUAGCAGAGCUUCAAGCUCAAGAUCCUUUAACACCACUUAUCCAGUCCCUUCCUCUCCUCAAACGAUUGAACGAGAAGAAAGUGCUAUUACUUCACCUUCACAAUCUGCUAUUAGGCUCGUUGAUAGAAUCGAAUCUCCGAGAAUUCCUGAUAAUGUAGUUAGAGAUAUUGAUGGUAGCUUACGUUCUCCGAUAGUAGUUAAUGGCAUGGACAGUACUUACGCUGGAGCUCUUGAUAGAAGACACGUUGGUCGUGAACCUUCCAUUGAGCGGAAUGUUAGAUUUAGCAGAACUCUGAGUGUUGGACGGCUCCGAGACAGAGUCCUUCGCCGAUCUUCACUCUCUGAUUUCACAUUCCGACCGCGAGAAGACGAUACUGAUCUCUUCUCUGCUGAUACAGCAGCAGCAGAAGAUACUCCUGUGAGUUCAACAUCUAUACUUAACCGUUCCGCUACAACCAUUCGAAGGACGUUAUUUGGAAUCCAAGAUCAUGAGACGCCAAGUCCUCUUGUCAGAGAAGGAAGGUAUCAAGGUUUAUUAGAGCACAGAUCAGAUUUUCUUGAAAGAAGGAGAAGAAUAAGAUCUCAGGUUCGUGCUCUUCAGAGAUUAGGAAGCCGGUUUGAAAAUGUCACAGGGCAUCAUGAUAGGGCUUGUGUCUUAUCUGGUCAAGAUCAAGCAGGUCGUUGCACAUGCCGUGCAGUUACUAACCGUGGCUCAACUACAACAACUACAACUACAACCGAUGAAACAAAUGCAAGAGCUAGCAUCUCAAGGAUAGUAUUGUUAGCUGAAGCUCUCUUCGAGGUUCUUGAUGAAAUUCAUCAGCAAUCUGUUGUUUUAUCCUCUCAACAACCAUCAGUAUCAUCAAUAGGAUCUGUUCCUGCACCCAACGACGUUGUGGACUUGUUACCUGUAAAAAAGUAUACUAAAUCACAAAGCGAUGAUUCGUCACAAUGUUACAUAUGCCUUGUUGAGUAUGAAGAAGGAGACACUAUAAGGACACUUCCUUGUCAUCAUGAAUUCCAUAGAACAUGUGUGGAUAAAUGGCUGAAAGAGAUUCACAGAGUAUGUCCACUAUGUCGUGGAGACAUUUGUAGACAUGAUCCAUCACCUGAACGACACUGAUUGCAGUCUUAGAUAUUAUGAUUCUGCAAGAGACCAAGAACAUUCAUUGGUUUUUUUUCUGGAACUGGAUCAAAAUGUUGUAUUUUUGCUUGUUCGUUGUACUUUACAGUUGAAAAAACAAAAUUCACACUUUCUAUCAAGAAAAUGUAAUCUUCUGUACUUAAUUGAUCCAUCAUAUCUGUAAGAAGUAAAUCUAAUGAUGUUUUGGGUGCUCAUAAGCAUCUUUGCUUC